Aplosporella prunicola CBS 121167 is the source of this 1045-nucleotide messenger RNA. RefSeq lists its product as uncharacterized. NCBI's taxonomy places the organism in Eukaryota, Fungi, Ascomycota, Dothideomycetes, Botryosphaeriales, Aplosporellaceae. The coding region runs from base 143 to 802 and encodes 219 amino acids. Gene Ontology annotation, biological process: ubiquitin-dependent protein catabolic process; protein polyubiquitination. The transcript has 5 exons. Gene Ontology annotation, molecular function: ubiquitin conjugating enzyme activity. Gene Ontology annotation, cellular component: nucleus. The record is from RefSeq and is a predicted model, not a curated record.
CCCCGCUAUCGGUCCGUCCCAGCUACCUAGUCGCCGCUGCGGCUGCCAUCCACCUUCGACCUCCGAGCUCGACCUCGCCCCCCGGCCUACCCGCACAUACCCUUGACUACCCUUACGCCAUCGCGUCGAUCAAGCCGGCAACAUGAGUAGCCCGAAGCGCAGAAUCGAGACGGACCCUGCGUGCGCGGAUACUGACGUGAUUCUCGCCAGGCUGAUGAGUGACUACGAGGUUACGCUCGUAAACGACAACAGUGAGCAUACUCAGGUCUCAAGGCAAGAGUUCUAUGUUCGCUUCAAGGGACCCGAAGAGACUCCCUUCGCCGGCGGCCUCUGGAAGAUCCACGUGGAGCUGCCGGACCAGUACCCGUACAAGAGCCCCAGCAUCGGCUUUGUGAACCGCAUCUUCCACCCCAACAUUGACGAGCUAUCGGGAUCGGUUUGCCUAGACGUCAUCAACCAGACGUGGUCGCCCAUGUAUGACAUGAUCAACAUCUUCGAGGUGUUCCUGCCGCAGCUCCUGCGCUACCCGAACCCGACGGACCCGCUCAACGGCGAGGCGGCGGCCCUCCUGAUGCGCGAGCCCAAGUGUUACGACGCCAAGGUCAAGGGUAGGUUUUGCGGUCGGGGUGACGUGGGAUUGGCGGACGCUGACGGCGGAGCAGAGUACGUGCAGAAGUACGCGUCGAAAGACGCGGCGGACGAGGCCGAGGACGACAGCGAGGACGACGAGGAGAUGAGCUCGGUGGGCAGCUACGAGUCGGGCGAGGAGGAGGAGCCGGCGGGCGGCAUGGACGACAUUUGAGGGUUUUUGCAGGUUGCAAGGGUUCAGUUACGGCACACACGGGCGGCGGCGCAAGGGCGGGCGUGUAGGCGCAGAUUUCCCCAGAGUUUACUAGGUGCUAGCUAGCUACGUUAACAGCCGGCUGCGUGUCAUGAUUCGACGCGUCUUCUAGAAGGCCGGGCUGACCGGUGCAACACGUGUGUGUCGGGGCGAUCGUCCUUCUUCAUGUUCGGCUCUUCUUUUUUUCGCCAUCGGGCGACGCCU